Messenger RNA from Ochotona curzoniae (black-lipped pika), 2078 nucleotides. RefSeq names its product zinc finger protein 2-like. Gene Ontology annotation, biological process: negative regulation of transcription by RNA polymerase II. NCBI's taxonomy places the organism in Eukaryota, Metazoa, Chordata, Mammalia, Lagomorpha, Ochotonidae. Gene Ontology annotation, molecular function: DNA-binding transcription repressor activity, RNA polymerase II-specific. The record is from RefSeq and is a predicted model, not a curated record.
AGAAAAUUUCUCUGUGUGCAAUAAAUGUAGCAAAAAUAUUUACCAGAAGUCAGAAUUCACUAGAGAGAAGAUGCUUCCCACUGAGGAGAAACCGUAUGAUUGUAAUGAACCUGUAAGAUCCUUUUGCACUCAAUCAGGUCUCCUUACACAUCAGAGAAUUCACACAGCGGGAAAAUCAUACAAUUGUAAUGAAUGUGAGAAAUCUUUUUGUCAGAAGUCAUCCCUAAUCAGACAUCAGAGAAUCCACACAGGGGGAAAACCUUAUGAAUGUAGGGAAUGUGGAAAAGCCUUUUGCCAGCAGUCCAGUCUCAUUGUACAUCAGAGAAUCCACACAGGGGAAAAACCUUAUAAAUGUAGUGAAUGUGGAAAAGCUUUUUGUCGGAAGUCACACCUAACUGUGCAUCAGAGAAUCCACACAGGAGAGAAACCUUACAAAUGCAGUGAAUGUGGAAAAGCUUUUUGUCGGAAGUCACAGCUAAGCAUACAUCAGAAAAUCCGCACAAGGGAAAAAGCUUAUGAAUGUAUUGAUUGUGGAAAAAGUUUUUAUUCAAAGUCACACCUAACUGUGCAUCAGAGAAUCCACACAGGGGAAAAACCUUAUGAAUGCAGUGAAUGUGGAAAACGUUUUUAUUCGACGUCACAGCUUAUCACACAUCAGAGAAUUCACGCAGGAGUAAAAGCUUAUAAAUGUACUGAAUGUGGAAAAGGAUUUUGUCGGAAGGCACACCUAAUCCGACAUCAGAAAAUUCACACAGGAGAAAAACCUUAUAAAUGUACUGAGUGUGGAAAAGGUUUUUGUCAGAAGUCACACCUAAGACAUCAGAGGAUUCACACAGGGGAAAAACCUUAUGAAUGCAGUGUAUGUGGAAAAGCCUUUUGCCAGCAGUCCGGUCUCAUUGUACAUCAGAGGAUUCACACAGGGCAAAAACCUUAUAAAUGUAGUGAAUGUGGAAAAGCCUUUUGCCAGCAGUCCAGUCUCAUUGUACAUCAGAGGAUUCACACAGGGGAAAAGCCUUUUAAAUGUAGUGAAUGUGGAAAAGCAUUUUGUCAAAAGCCAUCCCUAAUUAAACACCAGAGAAUACACACAGGAGAAAAAGCGUAUGAAUGCAGUGAAUGUGGAAAAGUGUUUUGCCGUAAAAAAGACCUAAUCAAUCAUCAUAGAGUUCACACAAGAUAAAAACUUUUUCAGUAUGACGAGUAUGGAAAAUCUUUUUGUUAGCAGGCAGUUAUUGCAUAAACUAAGUCACAUGCCUGAAGAAAUGUUGAAAAACUCAUACACAAAAAACAUUGAUUGCACUAGAAAGCAAAAACUAACAUGAGGUCACAGUUCACUAAUAUAUCCAUAAGGAGCAACAAAAAUAUUGCAUUGCCUAAAAACAAUCAUAUUUUCUGAAGUCAAUUCUCUGCAGAUCCUAUGAAGCUAAGAAAAACAAAAGUAUGUAAACAGAAAAAACUAGCUAGUAUAAAGCUACUCUCAGUCAAAUCGUAUAAAGUCCAAAUCAAGCAUUAGUAAAUUACAGAUAGGAUACAUUGUAAAAUUGCAGUAGGAUGUGUGAAAGUCUCAACAAUUGUCAAAUAAUAAACAUGAGGUGUGUCAUAUUUCUGAAGAAGGCUAUGUGUUGCUAAAAUAUUUGAAAUGGAAUCUACCUGAUGUAAUUUUGUUGUAAAUAAGUUCUGCUUUCACAUUUUAAUUUUGAAAAUAAAUAUUCUGUGUAUAACACUUGUUUUGAAUUCCAUAUAGCAUUUAUGCAGUUAUCUAGUAUAGCUUUUUUUAUAGUGCUAAUUCACAAAUAUUCUAUAAUAGAUUAAUAUGGGACUCACAAAUAUCAACCGAUGCAUGUGGCAAUUGUAAUGCUAAUAACCCAGUUUUAAAGGAUGAAUUUUUUGUUCAGAAUGGGGAGUGAUUCAUUUGUGACAUCUGGCAAACUGGAUCACUUUUGGCCCUUGUCUAAUUAUUGCAUACUUUUAGAGGUACAUGCAAGAGGCAUAAGAAUUGUUUGGCAUCUGACUUGUGAUAUGAUAAUGGCCACUGCAGUUUAAAUAUCAGCUGCCACAACUACUGUCACGUUCAUGCUGAU